AUUACUAUGAUUAUAAAUUUUUGGUGUAUCCGAUACAAUUAAUUUUAAAUAUACCCGCAUUUAUUUCAUGGCACAGCUGGAACGGUUCAGCAAUAAAAACAAAGCAGCAGAAAACACUUUUUUAAGAGUAUUAUGUCGAUCCGACAAAAAUAUUGCGGAAUGAUAAAAACUGAAUAAUAAUAUGGUAAAGUAUAGCCUUCUGUCCAUGCCUAUACGUGUAACUCUUGUUUCAGGAUUCCUAAGAAGUACAAAGACAGUCCACAGUGUGAAAAUCAAUAGACUUGAUGUACCACAAAUAGCACAAUUAGGAGACUCAGUGGUGUUAGACUGUGACUACACAUUAGAAGAGUCCAGAGAUGAAGGUCUAGUAGUGAAAUGGUUUUUCAAUGAACAUCCCACACCGAUUUAUCAAUGGAUACCUAACAAGAGGCCUCAAGAGAUAGGCGAUGGAUACUGCGGUUGUCCGUUCGUGGCAGGCGGUCUCGGACUCUCCAUCGUGGAGGUACCACCUGGCGGAUCUCCUAACGCGGACCAGAAUGUCUGCAUGUCACAUGCACACGUCUUUCCUCGCCAUGUAGCGCGCCCUCAUGGUACCCACGGGGCUUCAGGCCUGCAUGGUGGCUAAAGUAUAAAAAAAUGUCUACCUGGCAUGUUGCAGUAUUUUUAUAUUUUUGAAAUUGAAAAUUGUAGAUUACUAAAUCGAUC
This is a messenger RNA of Acanthoscelides obtectus, 705 nucleotides long. The record is from the annotation of a GenBank genome assembly. Lineage: Eukaryota; Metazoa; Arthropoda; Insecta; Coleoptera; Chrysomelidae.